Molecule: messenger RNA, 885 nt
Organism: Aureobasidium melanogenum CBS 110374
Lineage: Eukaryota; Fungi; Ascomycota; Dothideomycetes; Dothideales; Saccotheciaceae
Product: class II aldolase
Exons: 3
Coding region: 1-885 (294 amino acids)
Cellular component (GO): cytoskeleton
Molecular function (GO): actin filament binding
Source: RefSeq, a predicted model, not a curated record
AUGACGACUACCGCGACCAUAAUUGUUGACGACCCGCUCAAGCUACGCAGUGUAGCUGAACGUCCAGACAAACAGCAGACAUCGAAUGCCCUCCAGUUGCUGGCAUCCGGUGGUAUCCCUUGCGAAGGAAUCCCAAUUAUUGAAGAUACUUGGACAAGGCGCCAAUGGAUGCUCGAGCAUAUGGCAGGUGCGUUCAGGGUUUUCGCGCGCAAAGGUUUUACUGAAGGUACUGCUGGUCAUAUCUCUCUGAGAGACCCGGUCCAACCUGAUACGUUCUGGAUCAAUCCCUUGGGUGUCCAUUUUGGCAUGCUCAAAGCAAGUGAUAUGGUCCAGAUCAACGAAGAAGGUCAAGUUGUGGGAGGCAACAGAGUUGCAGUCAAUGCAGCUGGCUUCGCGAUCCAUUCGGCCAUACACAGGGCACGACCCGACGUCAACGCGGCCUGCCAUUGCCAUUCUCCAGCAGGAAAGGCAUGGUCUGCGUUCGGAAAGCGGCUCGAAAUAAUAAAUCAGGAUUCGUGUCUGCUUUGGAAUAACCAGGAGGUGUACGAACAAUUUGGCGGAGUGGUACUGGCCAAGGAAGAGAGUGUCAGAAUCGCCGAGGCUCUCGGUCCUCAGAGCAGAACUAUGAUAUUGCAGAACCACGGACUGCUGACGUGCGGAUCCACCGUUGACGAAGCCGCAUACCUGUUUACCAUGAUGGAAAAGACGUGCGAGGUUCAGAUCAUGGCUGACGCUGCUGGACACGAAAAGAAAAUUAUUGGGGAGGAGGAAGCACGGUUUACACACGAGGUCAACGCGGAUCCGGUUACCUUGUAUACCGAAUUCCAGCCUGACUUUGAGUUUGAGGUGUGGAAGUCCAGAGGCGAGCUCACGAACGGCUUGUAG